Peromyscus californicus insignis is the source of this 3593-nucleotide messenger RNA. RefSeq names its product protein tyrosine phosphatase receptor type R (gene Ptprr). Gene Ontology annotation, molecular function: protein tyrosine phosphatase activity. The record is from RefSeq and is a predicted model, not a curated record. Gene Ontology annotation, biological process: protein dephosphorylation. Bases 484 to 2454 code for a protein of 656 amino acids. NCBI's taxonomy places the organism in Eukaryota, Metazoa, Chordata, Mammalia, Rodentia, Cricetidae. The transcript has 14 exons.
CAUCCAGCCUCAGCUAAGACCCGGAGAGGUGGAAUUUCGAUUUGAAACUCCCAAGCCAGGGCCGGCGCUGGGCAUGCUCAGUGCCGCGGCGCGUCGGGCUGCUGCUGCUAGCUGUUCUGGCAGCAGUGGUGCUGCCUGGCUGGGAGGCUGGCGCUGGAGUCCACCCCACUGUCACCACCAGCUGCGGGCUGCCUGAAGGCCAAGCUCUCGCCUCCUCUGAGUGCCUUCCCCCCGCCCGCCCGCCCGCCUCGAGUCCCCAUCACCCGCAGCAUCCCACUCUCCAUCUCCCCACCCCUUAGGGAGGUGAAGCCAGUGCUCGGUUCUGUCGGCGCCACACACUGUUCUGCGAACCCCAGCCGAGGACCCCUGCCAUCGGAUGCCUGGGAACAGAGGACUCUGGGCAGUGGUUCUCUCAAAUAGCACUUUGCUCGGAAGUGGGGUCGCCGCGGCGGAGUUUCUCCUCCGCCCCUCAAUGCACACACUAUGGGGAGAGCAGUCGGCUUCCCAGCACUGUGCCUGCUUCUUAAUCUUCACGCUGCAGGAUGUUCUUUGGGAAAUAAUGAUCACUUUUUGGCUAUUCAUCAAAAGAAGAAUUGGAAGCCAGCGUUCAUUUAUCGCCAUUCACAAGAUAUUGAGAAGAGCCUGGAUAUAGCUCAAGAGGCAUAUAAACAGAACUACCAUUCGCCUGCUGAAGUUCAAAUAAACAAACGUCACCAAAUUGUCAACUCAGCAUUUCCUAGACCUGCAUAUGACCCGUCUCUUAAUCUGUUGGCUGUGUCUGGACAAGAGCUUCAAAUAGAAAAUCUCCCAAUUCCGGCAGCAAAUGUAAUUGUGGUGACACUGCAAAUGGAUAUAAACAAGCUGAACAUAACCUUGCUUCGGAUCUUCCGCCAAGGAGUAGCUGCAGCCUUGGGACUCUUGCCCCAGCAAGUGCACAUCAACCGUCUCAUUGAAAAGAAGCGCCAUGUGGAGUUGUUCGUGUCUCCUGUAAACCGGAAACCAGGAGAGCCGGAAGCCCUGCAGGCCGAGGAAGUGCUGCGUUCUCUUAAUGUCGAUGUUUUGCAUCAGAGUUUACCGCAGUUUGGAAUUACAGACGUCUCCCCUGAGAAAAAUGUUUUGCAAGGGCAGCACGAAGCGGACAAAAUCUGGAGCAAAGAAGGAUUUUACGCCGUUAUCAUUUUUCUCAGCAUCUUUGUUAUUAUAGUAACCUGUUUGAUGAUUAUUUAUAGGUUAAAAGAAAGGUUUCAGCUUUCCUUAAGACAAGAUAAAGAGAAAAACCAGGAGAUCCACCUAUCGCCCAUUACGUUACAGCCAGCACAUUCGGAGGCCAAGACAGCCCACAGCAUGGUCCAGCCUGAGCAGGCGCCAAAGGUGCUGAAUGUUGUCGUGGACCCCCAAGGCCAAUGCACUCCUGAGACUAGAAGCACCACCUCCACCUCUGUCUGCCCCUCUCCCUUCAAAAUGAAACCCAUAGGACUUCAGGAGAGACGAGGUUCCAAUGUCUCUCUUACACUGGACAUGAGUAGCCUGGGGAAUGUGGAACCUUUUGUGGCCGUCCCAACCCCCCGGGAGAAGAUAGCCAUGGAGUACCUGCAGUCGGCCAGCCGCAUCCUCACAAGGCCACAGCUGAGGGACGUUGUGGCAAGUUCCCACUUACUUCAAAGUGAAUUCAUGGAAAUACCAAUGAACUUUGUGGAUCCCAAAGAAAUUGAUAUUCCACGUCAUGGAACAAAAAAUCGUUAUAAGACCAUUUUGCCGAAUCCCCUCAGCAGAGUGUGUUUAAGACCGAAAAAUAUAACCGAUGCAUUGAGUACUUACAUUAAUGCUAAUUAUAUUCGGGGCUACAGUGGUAAGGAGAAAGCGUUCAUUGCCACGCAGGGCCCCAUGAUCAACACUGUGAAUGACUUCUGGCAGAUGGUUUGGCAGGAAGACAGCCCCGUGAUUGUCAUGAUCACCAAACUCAAGGAGAAAAAUGAGAAAUGUGUGCUCUACUGGCCAGAAAAGAGAGGGAUUUAUGGCAAGGUUGAGGUUCUGGUCAUCAGUGUGAAUGAAUGUGAUAACUACACCAUUCGAAACCUCGUCUUAAAGCAAGGAAGUCACACCCAACAUGUGAAGCAUUACUGGUACACUUCAUGGCCUGACCACAAGACUCCAGACAGUGCCCAGCCCCUUCUACAGCUCAUGCUGGAUGUAGAAGAAGACAGACUUGCCUCUGAGGGCCGAGGGCCUGUGGUUGUCCACUGCAGUGCAGGGAUUGGGAGGACGGGGUGUUUCAUCGCUACAUCCAUUGGCUGUCAACAGUUGAAAGAAGAGGGAGUCGUGGACGCACUAAGUAUUGUCUGCCAGCUUCGUGUAGACAGGGGUGGCAUGGUCCAAACCAGUGAGCAGUAUGAAUUUGUGCACCAUGCUCUGUGCCUGUACGAGAGCAGACUUUCACCAGAAACCGUCCAGUGAUUCCGUGAAGAUUUACCAGAGCGUCCAUCUCUCAUGGGUGAUUCAUGAAAUCGCCUACUGAAGGCUCCUGGGAGGAGCUUCCUGCAGUGGGAUGAGGAGGCGCCCAAGCCAACCUGAGGCAUGGACUGUGGAAGACCUGGCGACAUGCAAGGUUGCCAACCCUUUGUGUAUAGGAAUGCAUCUGUAGGCAUCCCCCAAACUAUUUCGAAGGUCCCAUGCUGAUGGAGGUAUGAUCAUUUCUCGCACAGCCCGAGGUGGAUUUUAUUUCGUCUGUGUUGAUUAUCUGCCACACAGAAUCUAUGUGUGUGAUACUCAGUGACAGUCAUUGUGACGGCAGGAGGAGCCGCUGAAGACGUCGCGAUCGUGUGUUUAGAUGUUCAUAAAGUCUGUCUCGUGAAUGGACUGUCAGCUAUCCAACUGUUCCGGUUUAAGUGCUAUUACCUAUAUCUCAGUUACCAGAAUCUUGCUGCUAAAGUUGCAAGUGAUCCAUCACAGAUUUUUAACAACUACAUUUUUGAUUUUGAAAAAAAAAAAAAAAGAAAAAUCAAAUGCCGUAACUAUUUUAUAUGGAAAUGUGUCUUGAUAAUAUCUAUUAAAUGUGUAUUUAUAGUACCUCCUAUGGAUCAAUUACAGAGCACAAUGGCUGUCAUUGGAUACAUACAUAUAUAUGUGUAUAUAUACAUACAUAUAUAUAUAUACAUACAUUUAUAUUCUAUUAUUAGGCAUAGAGUUGGCACCUGUCCCACAACUCUAACUACUAUAUUUCUACAUUGUGACUUGUUUUGCUUUAAAAAGGGGAUAAACAAAUUUAUAGUAACUAUAAAGAAUCAAUAAUUUUAAAUACUCAUCUCUCUUCUACUAAGAAGGGAUUUUUUUGAAUAUGCUGUCUGCCUGGAAUCUCUCUCCCAAUAAAAGGCAGGUGCCUUUUGGGGAUGCUCCAACCUGUCUCAUUCCCAGACAUUCUUCUAAGGAUGCUGUCAUGCACGUCCUUACAUUUCUAACAGGUUUCAUUUCUCAAGAGACAAAUGAAGGUAAAAAUACACCCAGCCAACAUGAGAUGUUCUGCUCAUAAAUGAAUUUUCAAUGCAGCAAAGUUGACUUUGUUUCGUACCUACCAAUAAAUGACUCUUAACACUAAA